CCCCUUCCAUCCCCUAUGAAUCUUACCUCACCCCAUCCAAACAGACAGAACAGCAGGGGUUACCGGUCAAAGGUCAUGAAGAAAACCCUCGACGAAUCCGGUCUCCUACGGGUGGCGGAGCUCGUCCUGCCACGGCUCCCUCCGUCUGAUCUCGCCGCCGCCGCAUCCUCCUGUAAGGCCUUCGGCCGCGAGGUCGCUUCAAUCUCCUCCCGGCGGGCGUCAGACGCUUCCCGAGGCGUCGAGAGCCACCCGAUUCCCUUUUUCAACCCCACCCUCGACGGCCAACCCUACUCCUUCUUCCUCUACACUCGCCUCCCCGUCUUACCAUCCUCCUCCAUGCCUCUCUCGGCUCGGCCGUGGGGAGGCGUAGACCAACCCGAUAAAAGUCGCACCUUGGAUGACGCUUCUUCCAUGUCGGCGUUCGCGUCUCCGAUCGCCGGAAGCGAGUCCGGUUGCGGCUGCAAGGAUUGCUCUUUCGGAGGGGAACUCGGCAUCUGCCCGUGCUUGAGCCCCGAGGAGGGAGCUUUUCUGGCUUCCGGCCCCGGAAUGGAGCUGAUGCUGGAGUGCGGGGCGAACUGUUCUUGUGGAGAUGAGUGCCUCAAUCGGUCGACUCAGCGAGGUGUUUCGGUGAAAUUGAGGAUCGUGAAGGACGAGAAGAAGGGAUGGGGAUUGCACGCGGCUCAAUUCAUUGCAAGAGGGCAAUUUGUUUGUGAAUAUGCUGGUGAAUUCUUGACAACAGAAGAAGCCAGGAGGAGGCAGCGGACAUACGAUGAGCUUGCAUCGGCGGGCAAGCUUUCCCCUGCUCUUUUGGUUGUAAGGGAGCAUCUUCCAUCAGGCAAAGCAUGCUUAAGAGUCAACAUCGAUGCUACUAAGGUGGGAAACAUAGCUCGGUUCAUCAAUCAUUCAUGUGAUGGUGGCAAUCUUUUGACGGUUUUAGUAAGGAGCAACGGGUCACUACUUCCAAGACUUUGUUUCUUUGCCAUGAAAGAUAUAUUGGAUGGUGAAGAACUCGCCUUUAGCUAUGGAGUUUCUGAUCAUAGAAGAGGCCUUCCCUGCUACUGUGGAAGCCCUUCUUGUGUUGGCAGGCUACCAUCAGAAGAAACAUGAUUGAUUUUCCUCAAGAAGAGAAUCUAAACAACAGUCAACCAUGUAAGAGUCCUAAACUUAUUUCUUUCCCUGUUUUCCACUGAGGAUUGACUUUCAGCUUCUUUUAAUUCAUUCGCAUCUCUGUAAAUUAAUUAUUGUUCUUUCAUCUACUUUCCUUUGUCGUCUUCUUUAACAUAUUGUUCAACUUAUUAACUAGCAACAAGAUCAGUUCCUUAUCAUAUGCUCCUGGUUUGCAA
Molecule: messenger RNA, 1343 nt
Organism: Zingiber officinale
Lineage: Eukaryota; Viridiplantae; Streptophyta; Magnoliopsida; Zingiberales; Zingiberaceae
Product: histone-lysine N-methyltransferase SUVR3-like
Exons: 2
Coding region: 16-1107 (363 amino acids)
Molecular function (GO): protein binding
Source: RefSeq, a predicted model, not a curated record